AUGGAGUAUCGAACUCGUUUAAAUGCUACAGUUGACUGUAUUCGUUUUCUUCUAAGGCAAGGACUUACAUUUCGUGGUCAUGAUGAAUCCUAUGAUUCAAACAACCAAGGGAAUUUUCUCGAGCUUCUACAAUUUCUUGCUAAUCAUAAUGAAGAUUACAAUGUUGUUGCUUUGAACAAUGCUCUUGAUAAUCUCAAAUUGACAUCACCUGAGAUUCAAAAUGACAUUGUAAGUGCUAUCAUUAGAGAUUUAGCAGAUUCAUUAUUCGCUAUGAUGAUUGAUGAAUCUCGUGAUAUCUCUAGGAAUGAACAAAUGGCUAUUGUCUUACGUUAUGUUAACAAGAAUGGACUUGUUGUGGAGUGUUUUCUAGGUGUUGAACACGUUACUAGUACCACAACUCUCUCACUCAAGGCAACACUAGAUAAUUUCUUUUCAAGGCAUGGGUUGAGUUUUUUUAGACUGCGAGGACAAGGUUAUGAUGGAGCUAGUAAUAUGCAAGCAGAAUUUAAUGGUUUGAAGACAUUGGUUUUGAAAGAGAAUGGAUGUGCUUAUUAUAUUCAUUGUUUUGCCCAUCAACUCCAUGCUUCGUCAAAGCGUUGCGAUCUUCUUAGAGAUAAGCAAGCCUGUAAAGUUAUUGAAGCUCUUUCUAAUGGUGAACUUUCAAGUGGAAAAAGUCUCAAUCAAAAGGCUAUUAUUCAACGUGCUAGUGAUACACGUUGGGGCUCGCACUAUGGUAUAUUUGGCUUUACAAAUGAACUUUCUCAAGCACUACAAAAAAAAGAUCAAGAUAUUGUAAAUGCUAUGAAUUUGGUUGAAGCAUGUAAGCAAGCUUUACAAUUGAUGAGGGAUAAUGGAUGGGAGACUUUAUUAAGCAAAGUUUAUUCUUUUUGUGCCAAUCAUGAUAUUGAUGUUCCUAAUAUGGAUGACAAGUUUUUUAUUCAAGGGCGAUCACAACGUAAGGCUCAAGAUAUGCAGCUUGAAGAGUUGAAUAAUCGUCUCAAUGAGGUAAACACUGAAUUGCUUAUUUGUUUGGCAUGUUUAUGUCCAAAUGAAUCGUUUGUUGCUUUUGAUAAACAGAAAUUGAUACGUCUUGCCGAACUUUAUCCUGAUGAUUUUUCUUACUUAGAACUCAUGACACUUGACUCUCAACUUGAUGUUUACAUUUUGGAUAUGCACUCUAAUAUCAAAUUUAUUGGAUUGAAAGGGAUUGGAGAUCCGGCAAAAAUGAUGGUUGAAACUAAGAAGGAUAGAGUUCUUGAAGCUCUUACUACAACCAUAGAAGAGCCUGAAGAAGGAGUCACGGCUCAACAUAGACGAGACCGUGCAGCUUAUGACAUAUGGAAGAAGAAGAAUUCCACUGCUCGCAUUACUUUGUUGAGCAGCAUGGACAAUGAUCUCAUGAAAAAGUACUGGGAUUACAAGUUAGCAAAGGACAUGUGGUCUACCUUUGCUACAAAGUUUGGUGGUAUGUCCAUUACCAAACUCCGGUCACUCACUAUCAAGUUUGACACAUAUAAAAAGAAGCCUGAACAUAAUAUGAGAGUACAUUUACGGCAUUUGUCAAACAUGAUAAGUGAGUUGAUAGAUGCAGGUCAUGUCCUAACUGAUGAACAACAGGUUCAAGCUGUUAUAAGAUCAUUGCCUCAAAAUUGGGAACAUAUGAAAAUACACCUUACCCACAAUGAGGGCAUCAUAAAUUUAGAAGAUGUCAUAUGCCAUUUGGAACUUGAAGAAGAUCGCCUUAAUGCGAGUAAGGCAAAUACUGAUGUGUAUAUGGCUGGUUCCAGUUCACAUGAUUCAAGCCAGCAACACGACCACAAGCGAAAAGACAGGAGUGUUUGUCGUGGAAUUUCAACGAAUGCCACAGGAAACAAAUGGAUAUAUGUAGGUAACAAUUUAAAAGUGGAAGUUAAAGGGAUCGGCACAUGCAAAUGA
Molecule: messenger RNA, 1935 nt
Organism: Pistacia vera
Lineage: Eukaryota; Viridiplantae; Streptophyta; Magnoliopsida; Sapindales; Anacardiaceae
Exons: 6
Coding region: 1-1935 (644 amino acids)
Source: RefSeq, a predicted model, not a curated record